AUGGCUUUGGGUUCGGAAAAUAUGAUGUACCACCACCAGUCGGCAACGACAGCCACCAAAUUCCAAUAUCAAAAACAAGUACUGCACACACCACCCCGAGAAGUGUUGAGGACACGUAAUGUAAACCAAAGAUCUCUUGCACCUGCCCCCUACAACAAACCUGCGACGAAAAGUGAGGGCACCACAUUGGACUCGAACAAUCCCUCCGUCAUUCGCCGCAAUGCCCGUGAACGUAAUCGUGUUAAACAAGUCAACGAUGGCUUCACUCAUCUACGCCACCACAUUCCCACCGCCAUCAUUGCUGAGAUUAGCAAUGGUCGUCGCGGUAUUGGACCUGGCGCCGAUAAAAAACUCAGCAAAGUCGAUACUUUACGCAUGGCUGCCGAAUAUAUUCGCCGUCUCAAGAAGCUAAUUGAUGAUGUUGACAGCAGUAGUGAUAGCUCCAGUGUAUCUUCGUAUGGUUCCCUCUCAGCUGCCUCGCCAUCGUACAGCUCCUCAUCCAACAGUGGCUCACCACCUCCAGCACCGUUACACCAACAACAAACAUCCAAUGCUCCACAAUUGAACAACAUGUACUACCAACAACAAACUCAAUUCUAUACUCAGCCUCAUCACCCAUCGUUGAGCUAUGCCGGCAGUUUCCAGCAACACAAUCUCAUUUCACCCGCCAAUUCGACCAGCUCCUCCACAUACUCCGCCGAAUUGUAUCCGCAACAGCAAUCACCGCAACACUAUCAAUCAUCGGGUUUCGAAUAUGCCAAUAAUAUUACACCAGCCACAACGCCAAUUAAAUUCGAACCAGUCUCAUUCGAGGACUACAAUCACAACAGCAAUAGCUCAUCAUCGGCUGAGGAUGAGGAGCUUUUGGACUACAUUUCACUGUGGCAGGAUGAGUAA
Messenger RNA from Musca domestica (house fly), 897 nucleotides. It is a transcript of the gene achaete, whose product is annotated as achaete-scute complex protein T5. The record is from RefSeq and is marked provisional. Gene Ontology annotation, biological process: developmental process; regulation of transcription by RNA polymerase II. Gene Ontology annotation, molecular function: protein dimerization activity; DNA-binding transcription factor activity, RNA polymerase II-specific; RNA polymerase II transcription regulatory region sequence-specific DNA binding. Lineage: Eukaryota; Metazoa; Arthropoda; Insecta; Diptera; Muscidae.